CCACCAAAGUGCAGAAGAAAGGCAAAGAAUGAGCCUAGAAAAAAGUAUGGAAAGUUAUCCAAAAGAGGAGUAAAAAUGACAUGUUCACUGUGUCAUCAAGUAGGCCACAACAAAAAAUCUUGUCCAACAUUGGCUGAAAUGGGACAACCUGGAGGCUACCCAAACAGGAAACCAAGCUCAAGCCAACCAUCACUGUCUAGCCAACCAUCAAGCUCAAGCCAGCCACCAUUGUCUAGCCAACCAUCAAGCUCAAGCCAGCCACCACUUUUUAGCCAACCAUCAAGCUCAAGUCAGCCACCACUUUUUAGUAGACCAUCAAGCUCAAGUCAGCCACCAGUAUUCAAUCAUCAAGGCAGUUCUAUGUGUUUUGAUUCUUCAGCUGUUAGAAGAGAGCAACAACCUGCUAAAAGCAGAGGCACAUGCAGAGGCACUGGGAGAGGCACUGGGAGAGGUACUGACAGAGGAACUGGUAGAGGCACUGGUAGAGGCACUGGGAGAGGUACUGGCACUGCCAGUGAAAUUGGAAGAGGCAGUGUUUUCAACAUUGGAGGUGUAUCAAGUCAGCAACCUGAUCAACCAAGGGUUGUGGAAGCUUCAAUAUCAACAGGAAGACAAAAAAGGACCAAGACUAUAGGAUUUGGCAUCUAUACAAAUGCAAGUGGUAGUCAAACCUUUAAUCCUGGUACUUCAGGAGAAAAAGUUAUCAAUUCGAGAGUUUAUAAGGAUGCAUCUCCAACAAAUAUUGAUAUUGGUUAUAAGCCUCGAGGACUCAAGUGGAAUGGUGGAGAUGCUGUCACUGGUUCACAGUUGCAACGUAUCACUCAGUCAAGGAAAAACAAGCGUGGAACAUCUAGUGCACCAAAGAAUGCCUAAUUUAUGUAGAAAAGUCACUUUUUGGUUGUGUAAUUAGCAGCAGAAAUUUGUAUUGACUGCUUUGAAACUUGGAGCUCACUAGAGCAAAUUAAUGGCAUGAAUGAUCAAUUUUUACUG
Solanum pennellii is the source of this 990-nucleotide messenger RNA. Its product is annotated as period circadian protein-like. Bases 76 to 873 code for a protein of 265 amino acids. Lineage: Eukaryota; Viridiplantae; Streptophyta; Magnoliopsida; Solanales; Solanaceae. The transcript has 3 exons. The record is from RefSeq and is a predicted model, not a curated record.